AUGAACACUGUACAUGGACAGUUUAUUUCAGCCGCCGUAACCGUCGUUCAGCGUCUAGCUCGCGCUCUUCCCGAGGUAGCAGCGCCAGCAGCUCGCGUUCAUUCCAUUCACGCAGCUCGAAACGCCGGCAUCAGCGGCGCUUAUCCCGAAGUGUCGGAAUUCGUCGGCAUCACUCAAAGGGUCUCAUUCCACUCUACGGCGCCAGCGGUCGAGAGAUCGUCGGUUACGUGUGCCCGUGCCGUGCUGGCGUCAAGCUCUGGUACAGUCACCAUUCUGAUUUCCAAAAAAGCACGGUUUAAUAGACAGGACACGAACACUCUUUCUUUGUCCCCUUUUCUCGAGAGCUGCGCUUUACAAAUCCCUAACAUUUGAAA
Molecule: messenger RNA, 374 nt
Organism: Gongylonema pulchrum
Lineage: Eukaryota; Metazoa; Nematoda; Chromadorea; Rhabditida; Gongylonematidae
Source: the annotation of a GenBank genome assembly